Molecule: messenger RNA, 761 nt
Organism: Danio aesculapii
Lineage: Eukaryota; Metazoa; Chordata; Actinopteri; Cypriniformes; Danionidae
Product: protein arginine N-methyltransferase 3-like
Exons: 8
Coding region: 48-626 (192 amino acids)
Source: RefSeq, a predicted model, not a curated record
CUAGAAAUGACCCGGAUGAGAUAAACUCCACCUCAAGCGACUACAACAUGGCAGCGUACACAGAUGACUGUAAGAUGUGUGAUGAUGUGCCUGAGCUGUCGGACAGUGAUGAGGAACAGUGGCAGUCGAUGGAGGAGGCGUCUGAAAACACAACACUGCAGUGUUUAUUCUGCGACAGGACUCUCACCUCUGUGUCUGAGACUUUCCAACACUGCACGGCUGAUCAUGAUGUAGAUAUUCCAGAUCUGGUCCAAAAACACAAACUUGACGAUUAUGGCUACAUAAAGAUGAUAAACUACAUUAGGACAACAAAAUGCUCUGCUGAGAGUUUGGCACUGACUUCAGAUGACCCACUGCCAUGGGUCGGUGAUGAAUAUAUGAAACCAGUGUUACAAGAUGACCCAUUACUUCAGAUCGACGUUGAAGAGUUUAGCGAAGCCUCAUGUGGGACGGGGGGCUCUUCUGCUGCUGAUCAGGUGAAUGUUGAAGACAGAGUUCAGAGAGCAGAGGAAGCGUUGGCCCGUGCCAUGCAGGAUAUGCACAAACUCAAAUUGUUGGCACAAGGUCUAGUGCUGAACACAGACACAAGUCAUGGCUCUUCAUGCUCAGGGCCAUCGCCGAGUUGAGAGAAGAUGAAGACGAGGCCUACUUUAGCUCUUAUGGCCAUUACAGCAUCCAUGAGGAGAUGCUGAAGGACAAGGUGCGCACUGAGAGCUACCGAGACUUCAUGUCGCAACAUGGAUAUCUUCAAGGACAAGGUG